CAAGUUUGGCUUGUACGAGAUUUCACUGCUGGUCCCUAGCCCUAUUGAUUGUAUAUUAAUUGACUCAGUAUGUUGGCUGGUAAAGUUGCACUUGUCACUGGAGCUGCUCAAGGCAUUGGGCUGGAAGCUACUAGACUUCUUCUUAGAAAUGGAGCAAAGGUAAGCAUGCUGGAUGUCAAUGAGACUAUUGGCAAGAGUUCCUGCUCCUCACUUCAAAAGGAGUUCUCUUUAAGUGAUGUCAUGUUUACUACGGUGGACGUGACUAGGAGUGAAGACCUGGUGGCUGCAUUUGAGCGAACCAAGCAAAUGUUUGGAGGACUGGAUAUUGUGCUCAAUAAUGCUGGCAUUUGCAUUGAGCUAAAGUGGAAGAAGAUGAUUGACAUCAAUCUGGUAGCAGUGAUUGAGGGCACAAAACUGGGGGUGGAGCACAUGUCCACUAGCAAUGGGGGUAAAGGAGGUACCAUUAUCAACGUUGCUUCAAUGGGAGGCCUCAUGGGUAUGACCUUUGCCCCCGUGUACUCCGCGAGUAAGCAUGGUGUAGUGGGGUUCAGCAGGAGCUUGAGGGAGUUGGCGCAGAGUGACGGUAUAAGGGUCAACUGCAUCUGUCCUGAGUUUACUGACACGGCCAUCGUUAAAGACGGCAUGAGUGGAAUGAAUGAGGAGACAAAGGCCCGCGUAAAGAACCUUGAAUUUUUAACUCCUGAGAAGGUGGCUGAGGGAAUUCUGGAGCUGGUUACAGACACCACCAAGGCUGGGGCAGUAAUGACAGUCACCAUCAAGAGCGGAAUAGACUACUAUAGUAUGCUAGGUGACCCGAAGGUCACUAAGGCCGAAGUGUAGUAAUGUGAACAGCUAUUAUAGAAUGCUAGGUGACCCAAAAGUCACUAAGGCCGAAGUGUGUGUAGUGAUGUAAACAGCUAUAUAAAGUUAGUUUUUGAUAUCCUAGAGUGUUCCUAGAGUGUUUUUGUUAUUUACCUCGCUUGUUAACCAUGCAUUGCAGUAUAGAUAAUAAUCUUGGCAGCAUAAUUAUAUU
Halichondria panicea is the source of this 1033-nucleotide messenger RNA. Its product is annotated as 15-hydroxyprostaglandin dehydrogenase [NAD(+)]-like. The record is from RefSeq and is a predicted model, not a curated record. Bases 70 to 840 code for a protein of 256 amino acids. Gene Ontology annotation, molecular function: oxidoreductase activity, acting on the CH-OH group of donors, NAD or NADP as acceptor. The transcript has 6 exons. NCBI's taxonomy places the organism in Eukaryota, Metazoa, Porifera, Demospongiae, Suberitida, Halichondriidae. Gene Ontology annotation, cellular component: cytoplasm.